Messenger RNA from Mastomys coucha (southern multimammate mouse), 1818 nucleotides. RefSeq names its product transcription termination factor 1 (gene Ttf1). NCBI's taxonomy places the organism in Eukaryota, Metazoa, Chordata, Mammalia, Rodentia, Muridae. The transcript is spliced from 11 exons. The record is from RefSeq and is a predicted model, not a curated record.
GAAGAAGGUGAGAGCAUCAAAGAGUCCCACAGUAUCAGGAAAAAGUCCAAGAAAAAGAGGCGUAAAUCCGUUGCUCUUGCCACCUCUAGUGACUCUGCCUCAGUGCUAGACAGCAGGGCUGGCGAUGUCCUCAUGGACUCACCAGAAGGCAGUGGUACUUUGAGGGAAGAGGAUGUGGACCACAGGCCAACAGAGGCAGAAGCUCAGGCUUGUUCCACUGAGAAGCACAGGGAAGAGAUGCAGAGGUUAGAACCUACCCAUGAAGAAGAAAGCAAUUUGGAAUCAGCUAGCAAUUCUGCAACAAGAUACAUAUCUGAGGACAGGAGCGAUUCUGAUGAAUCAGAUGUGGAUUUAGGCUCUGCGGUAAGACAGCUCCAAGAGUUCAUUCCUGACAUGACAGACAGACAGAUGAAUGUAGUGGGUUUGCUUCAUUACUGACAGUCUGUACUUUACUCCCUCACUCCAACUCUAGGUGUGGCUAUUAGAUUUGGCAAAUUUUCUGCUAAAGAAAAUAAACAAAUAGAGAAAAAUGUGCAAGAUUUCCUGUCCCUGACUGGAAUUGAGAGUGCAGACAAGCUGCUGUACACAGACAGAUACCCAAACGAAAAGUCUCUGAUCACCAACCUAAAACGGAAGCAUGCCUUCAGACUGCAUAUUGGGAAGGGCAUUGCUCGACCGUGGAAGCUUGUAUACUAUCGCGCGAAGAAGAUAUUUGAUGUGAAUAACUACAAAGGCAGGUACAAUGAAGAAGAUACUAAGAAGCUGAAGGCGUACCAUUCCCUCCAUGGAAACGACUGGAAAAAGAUUGGGGCCAUGGUGGCCCGAAGCAGCCUCUCAGUUGCCCUCAAGUUCUCUCAGAUUGGUGGUAAUAGAAACCAUGGUGCUUGGAGUAAGGCAGAAACCCAGAGGCUAAUCAAGGCUGUGGAGAACGUGAUCCUGAAGAGGAUGUCUCCCCAGGAGUUAAGAGAGCUGAAUUCUAGACUCCAGGAAGACCCUGAAGGCCGCCUGUCAAUUGUCCGGGAAAAACUCUACAAGGGCAUAUCAUGGGUGGAGGUGGAAGCUAGAGUGGAGACCCGGAACUGGAUGCAGUGCAAAAGUAAGUGGACAGAGAUUCUUACCAAAAGGAUGACCCAUGGUGGGUUUGUGUAUCGUGGGGUCAAUGCCCUGCAGGCCAAAAUCACCCUUAUUGAAAGGUUGUAUGAACUAAAUGUGAAUGAUGCUAAUGAAAUAGAUUGGGAAGAUCUUGCUAGUGCCAUAGGGGAUGUUCCUCCACCUUUUGUUCAGGCAAAAUUUUAUAAGCUGAAAGCUGCCUGCGUUCCCUUUUGGCAGAAAAAGACUUUUCCAGAAAUCAUUGACUACUUAUAUGAGAACAGUCUGCCUUUGCUGAGGGAAAAGUUAAACAAGAAGAUGGAGAAAAAAGACAGGCAGAUCCAAACACCCUCGGCUCCCAAACAAGACUUCCUGUUCAAAGACAUCUUCCAUUGCGAUGAUGACAGUGAUGAAGCGGGUUCCGAGGAGCCUGGUGCCUCUGAUGUGCAGUGACUGGAUUGCCACUUCCCUCCAACUGGUCUCUGUUCCCUUGGACCUCUGUUGUGCAUUAGCCAUAGAUCCUGCUUGCAUAUGAUGCCUCUCCCAUGCCGGGCAUCAAAUUCACAUAGUGUUCUGCUGGAGCACUCGUAUUCUUCAUAGAAGCUCAGCUGUUAGUCUUGGAAGAGUCUGUCCAGCUUCAAAAGUCUGUCAGCUGGAGCACAGCCCCCACUGGAUUCUCAGGACUGGGUGAAAGGGGUGCUUUUGGGUCAAUCAAGAGAGUUAACCAAA